Diversispora eburnea is the source of this 2745-nucleotide messenger RNA. Lineage: Eukaryota; Fungi; Glomeromycota; Glomeromycetes; Diversisporales; Diversisporaceae. The record is from the annotation of a GenBank genome assembly.
AUGAAUAACUCAGGACAUCCUAUAUCAUAUCCAAAUAAUCAACCAACCAUGAAUAUGGGUAAUAUGGGUCCCGGUUAUCAACAAACUUCUACUUCCCCUCCGCCUCUUGAAAGUGGAAUAACAUCCACAGGGCAGCGUGUUUCAACGCCACCCUCAGCAGGCAUUCAUAAAUCAAAACGUCAAUAUCCGAAACAAAUUGCGGAAGCUUAUGCGGAUACUGGUAAUUCAUUAGAUCCAUAUCAACUUUAUACACCAGCAGCUGCUCCUGGAACGGGCAAUCUUCCUCAACAGCCAAUACAACAAAUUCCUCAAUCUCAAUUUUUUACUCCUGGUGGAGAUCAACAACCAACAUAUAAUCAACAACAACCACUAACAUAUAAUCAACAACAACCACCAACAUAUAAUCAACAACAACAACCAACAUAUAAUCAACAACAUCAACCAACAUAUAAUCAACAAUCACCAACAUAUAAUCAACAAUCACCAACAUAUAAUCAACAACCAUAUUCUCCUAACAUAGCUGGAGUAACAAAUCAAUUCAGUAAUUUGGGAUUUGGUGGACCAGCAGCACAGUCUCAAUUGAUCCCAGUUCAUCUAAUCGGUACUUCUCCGAAUGUCAGGGAAUUAAGUGCUCCCCCGCCAUCAAUUAAUCUACCACCUAACACGUCUGUUACUCCAUCGGACAAAGCGAAUUGUGAUCCAUCUUACAAACGAUGUACUCUCAAUGCGAUACCUGCUACUUCAAGUCUUUUAAGUAAAUCACGUUUACCUCUUGCUCUUGUUAUUACCCCUUAUAGAAGUCUGAAAGAGGGUGACGAUCCGGUCCCAGUAAUUACAGAUACUGUUAUAGCGAGAUGUCGAAGAUGUAGAACUUACAUCAAUCCUUUUGUAACGUUUGCAGAAGGUGGACAAAAAUGGAGAUGUAAUAUGUGCUUUUUAUUAAAUGAAGAGUUGAAUCACGCUGUUGUUGAAUUCGUAGCACCAACAGAAUAUAUGGUUCGUCCUCCUCAGCCUCCAGUUUAUUUAUUUGUAAUUGAUGUUUCCUUUCCUGCUGUGCAAUCUGGGGCUGUGGCGACCGCUGCAAAGACCAUUUUGGAGUCUUUGGAUCGAAUACCUAAUGAGGAAAAUCGCACAAAAAUUGGAUUCAUAACUUUUGAUUCUUCGCUACAUUUUUAUAGUUUGAAUUCUAAUGCUUCAGAACCUCAAAUGUUGGUCGUAUCUGAUCUUGACGAUGUAUUUCUCCCGCAACCAGAUGAUUUAUUAGUAAAUCUUAGUGAAUCUCGAACUGUAGUUGAGUCAUUACUUAGUCGCUUAGGGGAUAUGUUCAAAGGCACACAGAUAGUUGGAAAUUCUCUAGGAUCUGCAUUAUUGGCUGGCUUCAAAUUAAUUUCCCCAAUUGGAGGCAAGAUUGUUACGCUAUUAUCAAGUUUACCAAGCAUCAAUCCCGGUGCAUUGAAACCUCGGGAGGAUUCAAAAGCUUUGGGUACUCCAAGGGAAUCAUCUUUACUUUUGUCCGCUGAUCCUUUUUAUAAAAAAUUUGCAGUCGAUUGUUCGAGGGCGCAAAUUUGUGUGGAUAUGUUCUUACUUAGUUCACAAUAUACAGAUGUAGCGACAUUAAGGAGAACAGAAGAUGCGCUCAAAUUUGCACACGAAUUCGCUGAAUAUUUGGCCAGUCCUUUGGGUUUGGAAGCAGUAAUGCGUGUCCGAGCUUCAAAAGGUCUUCGUAUGAAUACAUUCCAUGGUAAUUUCUUUGUACGUCAAACGGAUUUGCUUGCUUUACCAAAUGUGUCAAGAGACCAUUCCUAUACAAUUGAAGUGGCCAUAGAAGAUAAUAUAACAACUCCCACUCGAAGAAUUCGGGUAUUAACUUUAGCAUUACCGGUGACUAAUAAUAUGGGUGAAUUAUUUGCGUCAGCUGAUCAGAUUGCCAUAACAACACUGCUUGCAAACAAAGCGGUGGAGAGAUCACUUUCUUCAAAAUUGGAAGAUGCUAGAGAUGCAUUGACAAAUAAAUUGGUGGAUAUUUUGGGAGUAUACAAAUCCUCUCUGACUGGAUCUCAAAGUGGAGCAUCUCCCCAGUUACAAAUUUGUGAUAAUCUCAAGUUGCUUCCCUUGUUGUCCCUUGCAUUACUGAAACAUGUCGGUCUUCGUGCAAGUUCACAAAUUCCUACAGAUUUACGGUCAUACGCAAUGUGUUUGUUGACAACGUUGCCAUCACAAUUGUUAAUUCCAUAUCUACAUCCUCAAUUUUAUUCUCUACAUAACAUGCCUCCAGCAGUUGGAACAUAUGGACCCGAUGGGACUAUUAUGCCUCAACCAUUGAACUUAAGUAGUGAAAAAUUAGAUCGGAGUGGAGCUUAUUUAUUGGAAGAUGGUCAAAAUAUUUUUAUUUGGAUUGGUCGACAAGUAGAUCCUCGACUAUGUGCGGAUUUGCUAAAUGUUCGUUCAUAUGAGGAAGUUCGAGCCGGAAAAACUACACUACCACAACUCGAUAAUUUAUUCUCUCAACGGGUAAAUUCAAUUAUUGGCAAAACACGAGAAUCGCGACGAGGAGUUUAUCACCCCCAUUUAUACAUAGUAAAAGAGGACGGUGAUCCAUCAAUACGGUUAUGGUUCCUGUCGCAUAUCAUAGAAGAUCGAACAGAUACAGUAAUGAGUUAUCAUCAGUGGUUAGGAACUUUGAAAGAUAAGACAUUCAGAGAACGAAUAGGGAGAAAGACUAGUACGAAAUUCCAAAAGUUGUAG